GAUAUCCUUUAUCCGAGACCGUGACCAAAACGUCCAUAACUCAAGUCAAAACACACUACACGGAAGUAUCGAACACGGGUUAUUAACGCGGAACGAGGUAAUUUCAAGUAGUUUUAUUCAUAGAAAUAAAAAUGCCGAUGAUUAAACUGCAAAGUUCGGAUGGUGAAGUAUUUCAAGUCGACUUUGAGAUCGCCAAGGCUUCUGUAACUAUCAAAACUAUGGUCGAAGACUUGGGUUUAGAAGAAGAAGACGAAGAAAUUGUGCCUUUACCAAAUGUAAACGCUGGCAUAUUGAAAAAAGUGAUCCAGUGGGCCACGUACCAUAAAGAUGACCCACCGCCACCUGAAGAUGAUGAAGGACGCGAGAAGCGUACCGAUGAUAUAUCAAGCUGGGAUGCUGACUUUUUAAAAGUAGAUCAGGGUACUCUAUUUGAACUUAUUUUAGCUGCUAACUAUUUGGAUAUCAAAGGUCUGUUGGAUGUUACUUGUAAGACUGUUGCUAAUAUGAUCAAAGGCAAAACUCCAGAGGAAAUAAGGAAGACAUUUAACAUCAAGAACGAUUUCACUGCUGCUGAGGAAGAUCAAGUACGUAAAGAGAAUGAAUGGUGUGAAGAAAAAUAAUCUUAACAUCAAUUAUAAUAAUUUACAAAUUAUUUUUUCAUCCUUAUAAUUCAUUAUAUUAAAAUUAAAAUAUCCAAGAUUUUGUUUUAUAAAGCAUUAGGUAUUUCAUUAGUAUGUUUUACUGUAAGAAGGAUACUUUUCCUUGGCCUUAUUAAAUGAAGUACUUUUUCAUAA
Molecule: messenger RNA, 794 nt
Organism: Sipha flava (yellow sugarcane aphid)
Lineage: Eukaryota; Metazoa; Arthropoda; Insecta; Hemiptera; Aphididae
Gene: SkpA
Product: S-phase kinase-associated protein 1
Exons: 1
Coding region: 132-620 (162 amino acids)
Biological process (GO): SCF-dependent proteasomal ubiquitin-dependent protein catabolic process
Cellular component (GO): cytoplasm; nucleus
Molecular function (GO): cullin family protein binding
Source: RefSeq, a predicted model, not a curated record